This is a messenger RNA of Nicrophorus vespilloides, 4599 nucleotides long. RefSeq names its product rotatin (gene ana3). The transcript has 18 exons. The coding region runs from base 1 to 4509 and encodes 1502 amino acids. The record is from RefSeq and is a predicted model, not a curated record. Gene Ontology annotation, cellular component: ciliary basal body; centrosome; centriole. NCBI's taxonomy places the organism in Eukaryota, Metazoa, Arthropoda, Insecta, Coleoptera, Silphidae. Gene Ontology annotation, biological process: ciliary basal body organization; centriole-centriole cohesion; centriole replication.
AUGCACACUUUCGAAGAUCAUGUUUUAAACGACGUUGAUUAUAUUAUCAAUGUUUUACUCUCGCACAAAUUGGAUGAUAUCAAAUUGGAAGCUUAUAAACUUUGUCAUAAACGGAUUAUAGCCACGGUGGGAGCUAAAUUGAACGUUUCCAAAUGUAGCGCUCCAGGAAGUCAAAUUCUAUUUCUGUUAAGACCUAAGGUUUUAUUAGAAAUCAUUACACAUGGAAUUGUUGAUCUUAUACCCGAGGUUCAAAAUUAUGCAGAGGAUAUUUUGCUGCACAUUAUUAAGAGCAAAAUCUUGGUAUCCGACGACAUAUGGCAACGAACAGUUGAAGCUUUGGUACCUAAUAUUCCUAUUCUACUCUGUCAUGCAAAUAAAUCGAAUUUAGGUCGGACUAUCAUGAAUCUUUUGGAUCCGGAUAGAAGUAGAAACCUAAAUAUUCCGCUUUGCGAGAUUAUUAGGGGAAACGUUGGUUUGUUGUUUUGUGAGAACAGCCACAUCAGAGAAGAAGCCGUUUCUCGACUUUGUUGGAUACUGACUUCAACGAAAGAAGAAAAUCGCGAUCUCUUACCUAGAAUUAACAAUUUACACGAUCGAGGAUUGGGAUUCGUUUGUUGCGUUGAAAAGGCAAUUGAUUAUAAUAAAUACAAAGCUACUCAACAUUUCUAUCAGCCUAGUAGUUUGUGCCAAGUUAUGGAGCUACUUUCUUCGAAAAACGUUGAACCUGUGAUUAGACGUUCUGCAAUCACGCAGGUGAGUGUCAUGAUGGAAGAUCCUAUGUUACAUCGAACAUUUUUGGACAGAAACGGCGUGAAUUUGCUUAAAGCUAUAAUGGAAGCAGCAUUAACUGAGGAUAAUUAUAAAGAUUAUCCGGAUUCGGUAAUUCCUUCCAUCAGUAUCUUGAAAAACAUUUGCCUUUACAAUGCUUGCGUUCGCCAAGAGUUGUCCUAUGAUAUUGAUGCAUACCAUUUCAUUCUUAGAGCUUUAUUCAUGUUUUUCACCGAGGAACGCGUCAAACAAGAUGGUAGCAUAUUACUACACUUGAUGGUCAACGCUAGUUUUGUUCUUGGAAACCCAAUAAAAAGCGAUUUGUCUUUACCACAAAUUAUUUUGAACAAAAUAAAGUCUCCGUUUCAUUGUCACGCUCAUUGGAAUACCAGCGAAAAUUGUCUGGAUUCAUUGAAUGACUUGUUGAGUGAUCGAUGGACUUUGAUUACGCUGCAAAUCCAUUGGAACAUCGAAUGGUUCGGUGGCUUAGAGAAAUUGGUAGAAUUGGACAGAGUUACGUAUAGCAGAAACGAUAAUUUCGACGAUGUGCUUAAACUUAAGAAUAACGAUUUGUUAUCGAUUAAGUCGACGUGUCUAAGUCAUUGCAUGAAGCAACAUCUUUACUGUAUCCAACUUGCAGAAUCGCACGAAGUUAUCAAAGAUCAAUUAAAUAAUUUAACAAACUGCGUAAAUCUAUAUACUUUGUUGAAAGAUGAUAUUUUGGAGGAUCUGUUAUCAAUGCCUUGGGAAAAAACUUUUGAAAAGUUUUUGAAUACACCGCCUUCUUCUCCUGAAGACAAUUUAAUUUUAGCUCAAGUUUUUCAAUUUUUAACACUCCUCGUUCCAACAUUAAAAGGAAUCUCUGGUUUUGCAUGGAUUCAAGGAAUUUUGAAAAAUCGCAAUCAUAUGAUAUGCGAUCUAUUAUCCUCUGAAGAACCCAAAGAACCAGAUACGAAACUGCUUAUGCACGGAUUAUUGGAUCUCAUUAUAACUUGCGUUUGCGCCGAACAAAACUAUCUGGAUUUUCAUAUUGUAAAUCGAGAGGACGCGAAUGAAUCGGGUUCGCAGACCUGGAGUUUUUUGGUCGAAAUAAUUGCCGAGCAUUUGAAGUUCAACGAUGCUCAACAUUUCUACAACUUAGCGUAUUUAGAUCAUUUAUUGUCGGCUUUGGUGCAUUUGACGUCGCAUUUGGGUUGGAGCAGAUCCAAACCUAAGGAGAUUGCCAAUAAAUUACUAGAGCAACUUUCGCUUGGACUGUUUGAAAUGAUUGGUGCUUUCCAUUGUGGGAAAGGUAGUUCUGCUGCUGAUUCUUUGAUGGGCCUGAGUAUUACUAAACAUUUGGUGCUCAUUUUGAAUCAUCUUUUGGGCGAAGUGCAGCAUAUGCAUGUGAAGAAUUGGGAAGAAAUGUUCUUGGGUAAUGAUAUUAAUGGUCAAAGCACUUUGGCCAGUCUUGGAGCGUUACAACUAAGCAGAGAUGUUAUCCUGCGCGCCGCUAUUUUGCAUUUCUUUGCUGGAAUUGCUGUAUCACCCAAAACAGUUACAUAUUUAGUGAAUGAAGUAACUGUAAGAGGAAUGAAUAUUUGGGAAUCCAACAUCUUAAUAGUUUUGGAUCACGAGGAAGCUUCAGUUGUCAAAGAAAACGCAGCUAUGCUUAUGACGAACCUGAUCAGUCAUGUUACAAACAAAGAUGACGAUUGCCAAUUUCUGAGCAACAUUUUUCCAUCAACAAGCAGAACGAAUUUAACCAAUGGAAUUAAAGUUAUGUAUGAUUUAUUGGAUGGGCAUAGCUUUUUCAAAGAAUUAGAGAUUACAUUGAAAGGACUAUACUUGGACAAACACUUUUACUCCUAUGAUCCAACAAAUUUUGUUUUGGCCGGAUACCAAACAAGUAGAAAUGUUAUAAAUUCUAGUCGAAGUGCGAGUAGUGCAAAAUCCUCGUUCGUUUCGACACCUUCUUUUAUAAAAACAAUUUGCAUGUUUAUAUACAAUAUCACAAGGUUAUCUCCACAAGACGGUUGUUCGAUCUUACAAGAUUACGGAUUAUUUCGAUUAUUUCUAAGGUGCAUUUCUAUGCCGCACUCAGAUAUCGAAACCACGAAAGAUUUGGCUUUGUACUGUGAUAUAAUCGAAAUGAAUACUUCAAUUUUACAAUUGGUUACUUUCUCAGUAUCCAAAAACUACUCUUGUUUGAUUGCUACAUGCAAUACAAGAGAUUGCCUUACCACAAUUGUAUCCUUGCUUAAUCCUAAAUUGUAUUAUGUAACUUUACCGCAACUUUUGUAUCUUAGGAAUAAAAUGUGGAGCGCUAUUUACAAUUUGAUUGAAGUUAUUUUGGAGAACUGCCGAAACGAAGAUGGUGUCAAGUCUAUGGAUGCUGUAGCAGUGCUUUCUGCUAUAAUUAGUGAAAAGAAGCAAGAAACUUUUAUUCAAUCUUUGUGCGAGUCUAUGUCUUGUCGCUUAUCUAAUGAUCUGCAAUUAUCUGCCAUGUCUUCGUUUACUUCUUUGUUGCGUUUGGACAGCGAACAGGAGAGCAAUGAAUCGAGUUCGAUGCAAAAUCUGUUAGAUUUCACUAAAACUCCAAGAAGUUUUUCGGAAGAAGUAUUGGAAAUGCCGAAGAAAGAUAAUAAGCUGACCGUAUUGCAGACAGUAUACUUUUCGAGCGGAGGAGAUGCGACAGUGGAGUAUCCUCCAGAUACUUCCGAGAUGGCAGGCGCUGAGCUGUGCAAGAUACUAUUGAACAUGUAUGAUUUUGUGACGUUGAAGAAUACUUCGACUGUAGGAAAGAAGCGAAUUGUUAUAACCAACGCUUUGAUGAGUCUCUUGUCAAUUUCGAGUGAGGCUAAGAUGUACGCUCUGAGGAAUGGAUUCUUGCUGAAGCUGGUGACGCAAUUGAAAGAAAUUUAUGUUAAGCUGAGCUUGGAGUCGGUUGAGUGUUUGCGUAGGGUGGCGGACAAAAAGCGAGUUUGCCCGGUUCUGAAGGAACUGGAAUUGGUGUUGAGUUUGUUUACCAAUUUCAUGGGCGGCCAAGAAAAGGUCAAAAUACAGGCCGUGCAUUUUGGAUUAGCUGACACUUGCCAUAAAUUAUGGAUAUGGUUUUCGGUGCAGAAGCAUCUCAUGGUGCAUGCUAUGAAAAUGCUUUGUACUUUCACUACAAAAUGUCCGAUUGCAUGUCAAUCUUUAACUUUGACCAGUCCAGUGGCCGGAUCCGGACCUCGGAAGGUGACUAGCAAUAUGUGUCUAUUGCAAGCGAUCUGCACGAUGGUCGGAAAGGAAAUGGAAAUGAUCAGCAAAACACACGACUUGACACUGCUACAGCUAAGUUUCCAUCUGUUGCAUAACAGCUUGGAUAUCGUUGAUUGUCGGAUAGCUUUAUCCAAAAAUAAUUUUCUGCAAACUGUGACGCGCCUGCAUCCGGCCAUAACGAAGCGACAGAAACCUUGGGAGAGCAUCGAAACGCUGUGGCUGGAAUUUCUUAACGAAUUCACAUCUUACGUCGAAGGUCAAACGUGCGUCGCCAAGUUAACAGAAGUCUUCGAACUUCUGAUGACGUUUGCGUCCAGUAGUCGAGGAAACAACAAACGGUUGGCCUUAGAGGUGCUCAAAAACAUAUCGUUCUAUCAGCCGAACAGGCCACGAUUAUUAACAUCUGGUAACGUUUCGAUGUUUCAUUCACUUUCUUUUACGUUCUUAAUUAAUUGUUUUACGCAGAUGCUUUUGUCAAUAUACUCUCCAGCAAGUUGAGCUCUGGUAGUCAGGAGGAGAAGAAUUUGGUGGUGCUGAUCGUCUGGUCUUUAGCGGCGAACAGUCAGAAGGCUAAGCUUGUAUUCAAGU